Mytilus californianus (California mussel) is the source of this 6351-nucleotide messenger RNA. RefSeq lists its product as uncharacterized. Gene Ontology annotation, molecular function: protein binding. The record is from RefSeq and is a predicted model, not a curated record. Gene Ontology annotation, cellular component: CERF complex. NCBI's taxonomy places the organism in Eukaryota, Metazoa, Mollusca, Bivalvia, Mytilida, Mytilidae. Gene Ontology annotation, biological process: chromatin remodeling. The transcript has 24 exons. The coding region runs from base 278 to 5035 and encodes 1585 amino acids.
GUCAGUUUUUCAUUGGUUGAGUCGAAGAAUGCAGCGCACCGACUUGGAAGGCUUGAUUUUUAUUGAAAAACCUCUCUUACAACAAAUAUCACUCAAAAUUUAAUAAGCUUUACACUAAUUGUUUACUACAGAUGUAGCAAGCUCUGAAAGCGAAAGUAGAUGUCAAGAAAUUGAUUUAUCAAAUUUUAAAUGACAUGCGGACCGGAAGUCGUAAAUUUUGCCUAUAGUGAAGACAAGCUUGAUUGAAAUUUCAAAUCCCACUGAUCUCUUCACCAAAAUGGAAGCACUGAGGUCUUGGUGGGAAGUUCCAAGUAUUGCUCAUUUCUGUUCAUUAUUUAGAGCAGCAUUUGAUCUCCCAGAUUUUGACAUAGAGGAUUUAGAGAACUGUUUAUAUGCCUUCUGUGAAGAUCAAGAAAGUCCAUUUAUAAUAGACUUAAUUUGCAGACUACUUAGAGGAUGCUAUAGCAGAAAAGAUAUUGAAUCAUACAAUUAUGAAGUUUACUUGAAAGACAUAUUUAAAUAUCGAGCUGCUACUGAAGAAAAACAAACCAAUCCAUUCGUGAAUUCCGAUUUCAAGUCUUUAGAUCUGAGAACUAAGGUUGAAGUACUCCAUCAGUUGUGUGAUUAUCGUCUAGAUGCUGUAGAUGUUAUGGACCAACUCAAGGGAUUGGAAGGUGAUAACAUGCGUGUUUCACCAUUGGGAUCAGAGGAUAGUGGUGCCACCUAUUGGUAUUUCUAUGGAAACAGACUGUACAAGGAAGAUCCAGAACCAGUUAUUGAGGAAGAAAAGCCUAAAAAGAAAAAGAAAAAAGAAAAGGAAAGUAACAAACAAGAGAAAUCCAAAGGGAAGAAAGGGAAAGCCCAGAAAAAGAAGACAGAGGAAACCCCCCGUUCUAGAAAAGGAAGAAUAUUGUCGAAAAAGAGACAUUUUGAAUCGAGUGAAAGUGAAAUAGAAGAAGCUGAGGAGAGCAGCAGUGAAGAAAAGUAUGUUACCCCAGCAAAACAACAAAAAUCUUCAUCUAAAGGGAGACAAUCAAGGUCAACAAGAAAAUCUAAGACUGCCGAAAAAAUUGAAGAGGAACCAAAAGAUUUGGGAACUAGAAGAUCCAGUAGAAGGUUGUCUGCCCUUAGCACACCUGUGAGAGAGAAGAAAACCAAAGGUGGUAGAAAAAACUCUACAGUAAAUGGGAAUUUAACAGAUGAAGAUAGUGAUGAUGACUGGAAUACACCUUUAUCCAAAACAAUGGAGAAAACACCAACCUCAUCUAUAGGGCGUCUGAGAAAAGGUAGACAGACUUCUGUUGAGAGUUCUGAGCGUGAAGCAGAAGAGACUGAAACAAAACCAAAAAAGAGAGGAAAACCCAGGAAUUCUGUAAAGAUUACACCAGAUUCCUCAGUUAAUGGUGAUGCUGAAGACCAGAACUUAGAUGAUAUGAUUGAUGAAGACAUUGAUAUGAGGUUUAAUAAGAUGAAGGGCAAGAUCAGAGGUCAAGGUAGCAGCCGUCAGGGUUCAAGGAGAAAUAGCCUAGAGAACAAAGAAACAUUGGAAGCUGACAAUAAAAAAGAUGAUGAAAAGAAAGAGGCAACAGAAAUAAAAGAAGAAACUAAUGGAAUAGAAGAACCAAUGGAAACAGAUGACCCUCAAGGAAAUGAGGUUAAAGUUGAAGUCGUUGAUAAUGCAGCAGAUAUGAAAGAUGUUGAACUUAUUAAUACUAAAGCUGAAAUAAAAACUGAUGCAAAUGAAACUGACUCAAAAGUUGACACUGAUAACCAUCUGUCAACAGAUAAACAGGAGUCAAGGGAAGACGAUACCCAGCCUGAUAUAAAAUCAGAACAAGAAAAGAAAGAUACUGACAUUUCUGUGACAAAUACUAAUAAUAACCAUGACAGUCAAUCACAAGAAAGUGGAAUUAAAGAGGAAUUAAAAAAUGAAAUUAAAACAGAUUCUACUGAAGUGAAGGAAGAAAAUUCAAAUAUGACUUGUGAUGAAAAUGAAUUAAAUGUUACUGAUUCUAAUGCACAUGACAGUGAAGUGAAAUUUGAGGACAAACCACCACCUAAACCGUUAUAUCAUAACCCACGAUGGCACCUUGUGUGUUGUACCCUGGAGGAAUGGACAGCAUUGUCUGAAUCUUUGAAGGAUAGUACGACAAAGAAUGGAAAAGACUUGUUUAAAUGCAUUGUCAAUGAUUUCUUGCCAGAAAUGCCAGCCAUUUUGGAAGCCAGGGAGAGAGACAAGAGAAAACGUCAGGCAGAAAUGGCUCCUAGGCGUGUGUCAGCAAGAAUAACUAUGAAGAUGAGAGAGUUCCUGGAACAGGAAAGAAUAUUGGAAGAAGCUCAUCAGUUGGAAGAACAAACAAGGAAAGAAGAGGAGGAAGAAAGAGAAAAACUGAAGGAAAUAGAGCGUCAGGAGGAAGAAAGGAGAUUGAGAGAAGAAAGGCAAAAAGCUAGAGAAGAGAGACAGAACCGUUUACUGCAGAGAGAACAACGAGCUGCUCUGCUGGCUAUGGGUAAAGAGAUUCCACCAGAACUUAUGUACACAGGAAAUUCCUCGAACAGUAAAUACAUAGAUGAUGACAGAGUAGAAUUGGACAGAGAAACUUUAGAUGAUAUGGAAAAAAUGAUGGAAGAAAUUAAGUCCCAUAAGGAUUCCUGGCCUUUCCUGGACCCAGUUGAGGAAGAAAUUGCUCCAGGAUAUCAUGAAAUUAUAAAAAAACCCAUGGACCUGUCAACAAUUGAGAAAAAGCUGACAAGUGGGGGAUAUAGGACGACAAAAAAAUUUGUUGCAGACUUUAAUCUGAUGAUAAACAAUUGUUUCCAGUUCAGUGGGGCUGACAGUGAACUGGGAAGAAUGGCAACCAGAUUGAGAAAAUACAUUAACAAAUGUAUCAAGAUUUAUAUAGACAAAACUGAUGAAGAUCAAGAUGAUGAAGAUUUCCAUGGCAGCAUUGCAGUACAGACAGAGAGAAAAUGGCGUCCUCGUAGAGCAGCAACAUCUAGAGCCUUAGAUACAAUUAAAGGGGCAUUUGAUGAUGACAAGUUUGAGGAACUCACUUCUACUCCUGGGCAUGAAUAUGCUUCUAGCUCGCGAAAGAAAAGACUGAUUCCUGAAUUAUCAGCUGAUUCACCUUCAAAGCAGGUCAUUAAUGGAGAACGCAUUAUCAAAAACCCUGAUACAAAAACUAAUUCUGCCUCACGUGUGUGGUCAGAAUCAACAGAAACAACCAAAGAAACCAAAAUAUUAACAGUGAAUGGGAAAACAUUUGUGUACAAGUUUAAUACUUCACCUAUGAAUACAAAGAAGAAAAUCAUUGAGAAACCAGCUUAUAGUAUAUCAGAAUCACCGGAGAAAACAACAACUAUUGAAUUACCAACUGUGACUUAUAGUGGUAUGAAUACACUAAAUACAGCCCCUAAAUUAUUAGUGAGACCUCCGUCUGUUGGAGGAGCUAUUUUGCCAGUAUCAUCAAUGCCUGUCUCCUCACCUUCAAGUAUAGCCACAGUCAAUACUCCUACAGGUCCAAAAAUCAUACGGAUUAUGUCCCCUAACAUGGGCCAGGGCAAAUCAACUGUACAACCAACAGUGCCAACAAGUACACCACUGAAGGCAAUUCGUAUAUCAGAUGGUAUGCUUCUGUUGGAUGGUAAACCAACUGGGAUUCAUAUAUCUGGAAAAACAAAAAUAAUCUAUAGAGGGGCAGUAUCAAGUAGUCAAACUUCUACGACAGAACAAAAUGCUAUCAUGGUAACAAGUGGCCAAGUAAAUCCAACAGGAACUACUAAUCCAGCCGUCAGAUCAAAUUCUCAUGUAGUUGGUCAGGUUAUAACACCUGCCCUUACUGGACAAAACAAUAGUCUGUUAUCAACAGGACAGGUCAGUGGACUGUCUACAAUGCAAGCUUCUGCACAACCUAUUACACUUGCAAAAGCAUCACCUGUCAUGAUCAACCAGCCGCUGGUUCAAAGUACAGUACAAUCAACAGGACAACAGAUAAGUCUUAUUACACAACCUGUUAUAGCCGCAAGUUCAGUAACUCCAGCAAUUAAAACAGUGCAACCAUCUUCAUUACUUAAAUCUGUUCAUGGACAAAUUUCCAGUGUAUGUGAUGGAAGUUUAAUUACAAAGUCUAUAGGGCCAAAAGCUACAACCUCGGUUACUAGUUUAUGUCAGACAUUUUCUUUAUCAUCUCCUGUUUUAUCCAAUCAAAAUUCACCAUUUCCUCCACACACAAAUACUGUUGUAAAAUCUAGUCCUGUGCAUGUUAGUACUAACCAAGACAUAGUCACAGGAAAAAUACCAAAUAUUUCUGUUUUAGAACAUAAGACUAAUCAAUCCCAGGUUUCUGUGUUGCAGACAGAGGUCAUAAAAAAAUGUGAAGAAUCUCUAAUGGGACCACCAUUACUGGUUCCACCAAAAAGAAAACUGUCUGGAAGUCCAGAAAACAAAUCAAUUCUGCCACCAAAACUACUACAUGUGAUAGGGCAUUCUCCUUCUAAUAAUGUUAUUGAAAAUUGUGAUAAAUCUGAAAGUUGUGUUUCACCACCCAAUAUAACAUUCAUGGGAUCCUCUGAUUCAACAGAUAAGGCAGACAAUUUGUGUUGUGAUAAUGACAAUUCAGUCGGUGCUUCUGAGGACAACAAAUCUCAAAAUAUGGUCAAUAGUGCCAGUGCUAGUGAUAUAUUUCCACCAUAUAAAAUUGCACAUUCAAAUUCACCAGAUAAAGGCAAUCUAUUUGAAAUCUUAAAAACAAAUUUAACUGAAUCUUCAAAACCAGUAGAAAGCUCAAAUUCACAGGAUUCAUGUGAUUCUGGGUUAUCAAAAGGCAUGAUGGACAAAGUUUCAACAUUUGCUGCUAGUUUACAGUCAAAAACUCUGUCUGGUCAACUGAAUAUUCCAUCUCACUUACUGCAGAAAUCACCAACGAAAGAUGACCAGCUUAUAACAGAAUUGAUUGAAGAUUCCAGCAUUGUUCCUGUUAGUCAAACAAACUCUCAAAGUUCUGUAGAAGGUCAUCAUGAGUCUCCCAGUAUAUGAUUACAUUGUAAAGUACAAAAUUUAUCUCUGAACAAGAAAGGGAAUCUAUCAUGAUGGAUUUAGAUACUGUGAUAACUACACGUCUAGCAUAUCUUUCCAAAAAUUACUUUUAUGUCAUACUCUGAUGUCACAAAUAUGAGGAAAUGUUUGAAAUAUUUUUUAUGUAAAACAAACACAAACCAUAUUGAUAAAUGUAAAAUUGAGUACAAUAAUGUCAGUUAGAGGACCAAUGAUGGAAACUGUUUGACACUGAGUCAACCAUGUGGUAUUAUAAAUAUCCCAUAUUUAAACACAAAUAGAUUGAUAAAUUGUACCGUACAUGUGAUAUAGGGUGUGUGUAAAGUUCUUGAGAUUUACCACAGAUAACUUCAUCAGUUAAUGAAUUACUGGUUACAAGAAGUAUUUCAAAGGUAGCUUUAAGCUAUUUUAUAUAAAAAAAAAAAGAACUUUUCUGGGUUCUUAGGUUAAGUUUUUCCUAAAUUCUAUAGGUAAAGCUUAAAUUUUCAUAUUUAAAAUGUUAUUUGUGUUAAAAUGAAUCCUAAUUUUUCUUAUUUUUUUUUUUUUAUUUUUAGGGGGGAGUUGUUUUGCUUUCCUCUUUGUUUUUCUUUGACAUUUGAUUAUUAUUAUUACUUUGAAUAAACUUUUUAUUUUAACAUUCUCUACAAGAUUGCAUAAAACAUUAGUAUCAUUAAAAAAAAUUCAUUUUGCAUGUUUUAACUUAAAUUAUUAAGAGAGAGAUGUUCAUAUGAACUAUAAUGUGAUAUAUGGCAUUACUGGAUAAAUUUAUUUGAAUAGUAGAUUACAGUCUGAUUAAAAUACAGACCUUGUGUCUACACUUCGCUUACAAGAAUCUGAUAAUAUUCCGUUUUACUUUCUGUUCAGGUAAUUAUGACUUCAUCCAAUGAAAUUUCAGCCUUUUGAAGUUGUGAAUCAUUACAACAAACCCAGAGAAUCCAGAAAGGUCUUUACAAUAGAAAGUAACUUGAGCAUUGUAAAUCCUUGUACACAAAGUGUGAACACAGGAUCUGUAUUCUAAUAAGAUUGAGUAUAUUUUACAUUUUGCAGCAUUUUUAUUCCCAUCUAAUUCCUGAUAUUCAGAAGAUCCAGAAAAACCAUUAUGGUAAACUGCUUUUUAUUUCAAUAUAACAUUAAUCAUUUAAACAAUUCACACUUAAAAAAGACCAUUUUUGUUAUUUUUUAUUGAAUGCUGUAAAAUUGUAUAGAGAAAAACAUGAUUUGUGUGUUUUGUAUGUUAAGAAUGAAUUAUUUCUUUUGAUAUGAAGAAUAUACUUGUAUAAAUAAACAUUUUAUUGGUA